Molecule: messenger RNA, 1790 nt
Organism: Coccidioides posadasii C735 delta SOWgp
Lineage: Eukaryota; Fungi; Ascomycota; Eurotiomycetes; Onygenales; Onygenaceae
Source: RefSeq, a predicted model, not a curated record
CACACACACAUAUCCCACACAUAUUCUUUCUCCCUGUGGGCCAAGCACCUGUAUAAAGGAAGAUAAAGUUUUUGGGUUAUCAGGACCAGCAGUAGGCCUUUCGAGAAUGGCGAUCACAGCAGGGACUGAUACAAAACCAGUUGAGGGGCUCGGAGGAGAUGGAUUGGUCCAUGAGAGAGGUGAUAUCGAGAAAGACACCCAGAGUGUGGAAUAUCUACCCGGCUACGAUGUCAGACAGAACGAUCAGAACGACCCGUUUGGCAAUGAAGAGUUCGCGGACGUCAAGUACAAAGUGAUGACUUGGUGGCAAUGCGGAAUGAUCAUGAUUGCGGAGACCAUUUCCCUCGGGAUUUUAUCAUUGCCUUCGGCGGUGGCAGCUUUGGGCCUGGUUCCUGCUAUCAUAAUCAUUAUUGGGUUGGGCAUAAUAGCGACCUACACUGGAUACGUUAUCGGCCAAUUCAAGAUGAGGUAUCCGCAUGUCCAUAACAUGGCGGAUGCCGGAGAAAUCCUCUUUGGGCGCAUUGGACGUGAGAUUCUUGGAGGAGCCCAGCUUCUCUUCCUGAUAUUCAUCAUGGGCAGCCAUGUGCUCACGUUCAUUGUGAUGGCAAAUACCAUCAGUGAUCAUGGAACCUGCAGCAUUGUAUAUGGCGUUGUGGGCAUGAUCGUCUCGCUCAUCUGCACGUUGCCACGGACGUUGAAGAACGUAUCCUGGCUAUCGAUUUCAUCGUUCAUCAGUAUCUUCGCUGCGGUGAUGAUAACUAUGAUCGCGAUCGGUAUCCAGCGGCCGGGAAAACAGGUCGACGCCACGGUCGAAGCAAGCUUCUAUCACGCUUUCCUCGCGGUGACGAACAUCAUCUUUGCAUAUGCUGGUCACGUUGCCUUCUUCGGGUUCAUCUCUGAGCUGAAAGAACCCGAAGGGUAUCCCAAAGCCUUAUACUUGCUCCAGACGACAAAUACCAUACUAUAUACCGUCACUGCGGUGGUGAUCUAUAGAUAUGGAGGAAGAGAUGUCGCCUCUCCAGCACUGGGGUCCACGGGCCCUAUCGUCCGAAAAGUAGCGUAUGGGAUUGCCAUACCGACGAUUGUGAUCGCUGGUGUGAUCAACGGCCACGUUGCCGUGAAGUACAUAUAUGUGCGGAUUUUCCGCGGCACUGAUCACAUGUCCAAGAGAAACUUCCUAUCGAUUGGCACCUGGGUUGGUCUUGCAGUACUGUUGUGGGUGCUCGCUUGGAUUAUCGCAGAGGCGAUCCCGGUGUUCAACAACCUCCUAAGCUUGAUUACCGCGCUGUUUGCCAGUUGGUUCACUUGUAAGUUGAACCCACCCUCCCCACCCCCCCCCCGAGUCUUUAGUGAAAAGCCUGAGCAGGCUUUGUUGUCUGAAGCGUUGCUGAUCGAAUUGAUCCCAGACGGACUUAGCGGCGUUUUCUGGCUCUAUCUGAACUACGGCAAGUACACAUCAUCGCCGAGAAAGAUAUUCCUCACGGUGUUGAAUGUGUUUGUGUUUUGCGCAGGUGCUGCAAUUGUACGUGGCUGAAUUUCCCCCCUAGACCCCCCAGGAGGGUCUGUCUUGCUUUAAGACGAGGCUCACCACAGCUAACGAUGUGGCGAUGUAGUGCGGAUUGGGCCUGUAUGUCUCCGGACGGGCGAUACACGAGAGUUCCAGCGGCGCUUCAUUUUCGUGUGCGAACAAUGCUUGAGUCAUGUUACCGUGAAGCGUUGCAUUUUUUUUUCCUUUUUUUCCCUUAAUGGACUGGUUUUGAAUUUGUCCACAUCCUCGCAUCUGACGCUAU